CACCUUGACCUCUCUGCAGUCCCUGAUCACUCCUCCUCGAGCUCUUCUCGAAAACUUUGAGUGCAGGAAAGUUGACAGAGAAGGUUCUGAAGUUGUUUAUGGCUACAGGAAACGAGGAAAUUCUCUGUUUUGUUCGAUCACUUAAUAUCAAACAAAUUAUCUACCCCAUCCUUCCUACCAGGUGCUCAGAGAAAUUUUAGAACCUUCGCAACUUUCUGAAUAAACCGGAUAUUCUUUUGUUGAGAGCCAUUUAAGAUCUCGUAUAAAACAAAAUGUCUUUCCAGAUCAACGAAAAUGAGGUUGACAUCAUUAUUGGGGCUCUCAGGCCUGAUCUGACUGCCUUCAUGGAGGCAUGGCGAGCAUUCUUCUCCAAAUUCCACCUCAUAGUCAUCAAAGACCCUGACAUGAAAGAGGAACUCAAAAUCCCUCAAGGCUUUGACCACAAAAUCUAUACCAAAUCUGACAUGGAAAAAAUCAUAGGCACUACAUCAAUUAAUUUCUCGGGCCAUUCUUGCCGUUACUUUGGGUAUCUCGUCUCCUCCAAGAAAUACAUCAUAUCCAUCGAUGAUAACUGUUUUCCAGCCCAUGAUCCUAACAACAAUAUCACUGAUGCCGUGGCACAGCAUCUCACCAAUCUCCAAACUCCAGCAACACCAUUUUUCUUCAACACUCUCUAUGACCCCUAUACCAAAGGUGCAGAUUUUGUCCGUGGUUAUCCCUUCAGUCUUCGAGUUGGGGUUGAUUGUGCUUUAUCUUGCGGCCUCUGGCUCAAUAUAGCCGACUAUGACGCCCCUACUCAAAUUGUGAAGCCGAGGGAGCGAAACACUCGGUAUGUUGACGCUGUGCUCACUGUUCCACUUCAAACUAUGAUGCCAGCAAGUGGUAUCAAUCUUGGAUUCAAUAGGGAGCUUAUAGGGCCCGCUUUGAUUCCUGGAUUUAGAUUGGCUGGAGAGGGGAAGGUGAGAUGGGAGACAAUGGAGGAUAUUUGGUGUGGAAUGUGUGCAAAGAUUGUGUGUGAUCAUUUGAAGCUAGGAGUGAAGAGUGGGCUUCCUUAUGUUCAUAGGGGAAUUGAAGGAGGGGAUAAUGCAAUGGAGAGUUUGAAGAAAGAAUGGGAGGGAGUGAAGCUUAUGGAGGAGAUAGUGCCCUUUUUUCAGUCGGUGAGAUUGCCGAGGACUGCUGUUACCGCUGAGGAUUGCGUCGUUGAGAUGGCCAAAAUGGUGAAGGAGAAGCUUGGGGUAGUGAAUCCAGUGUUUGGGAGAGCUGCAGAUGCUAUGGAGGAAUGGGUGAGGCUCUGGAAAGCUGUUGGGUCUCAGAAAAUUUGAGAUUUUCUUGUGAUUCAGUAUGAUUCAGUAUUGAGGUAUUGCGAGUGUUCUCGUUCAAAUAAUGACCAGCUUUUGCUUUUGGUUGUAAUGACCCUUAAAUUUGAUGCCCGCUCCAUUUCCAUAUUUUCAGUUAUAGAGUAUGGACAUGGAUGUCUGGUUACUUCUUGAUGUCCAGUAUAUGUUUGUCUUUAUUACUGUUCAACAAUCAAAUGUGCGCGUGGAUUUUCAUUUUCAGUGUUAUGUUUAUUUGAUA
Molecule: messenger RNA, 1575 nt
Organism: Asparagus officinalis (garden asparagus)
Lineage: Eukaryota; Viridiplantae; Streptophyta; Magnoliopsida; Asparagales; Asparagaceae
Product: probable UDP-arabinopyranose mutase 5
Exons: 3
Coding region: 273-1322 (349 amino acids)
Biological process (GO): UDP-L-arabinose metabolic process; plant-type cell wall biogenesis
Cellular component (GO): Golgi apparatus; cytosol
Molecular function (GO): UDP-arabinopyranose mutase activity
Source: RefSeq, a predicted model, not a curated record